This is a messenger RNA of Diabrotica virgifera virgifera (western corn rootworm), 714 nucleotides long. RefSeq lists its product as uncharacterized. Gene Ontology annotation, molecular function: chitin binding. Gene Ontology annotation, cellular component: extracellular region. Bases 1 to 714 code for a protein of 237 amino acids. Lineage: Eukaryota; Metazoa; Arthropoda; Insecta; Coleoptera; Chrysomelidae. The record is from RefSeq and is a predicted model, not a curated record. The transcript has 2 exons.
AUGGAAUCCGGUCCUGGUAAAGAGACAAUAGAAAAAGUAUUCGAGGCAUUAACAGCACAACCUUCCACCUCUACUACAACUAUAGUUACGUUCUCUCCAACAAUAUCAACACCAGUAGUAAUACCUGAUGAGUCAUCUACUUUUGAUCCAACUAAAGAAACAACGACCGAGGAAAUACCUACAACAACUUCAUCCACCACAGAUUCUCAAAGUAGCUCCACGAUUACGCCAGAAAUAUCUACCAGCACAACCACUUUAUCUAGUACUACAGAAGACAUUACAGUGACUUCAUCCACUCCAGCUUCCCAAAGUAGCUCUACGAUUACGCCAGAACCAUCUACUAACACAACAACUAUAUCUACUACUACUGUAGAUGUAACUACCACUACACCCGAAGUUACUACGACAACUGUGACUACCUCUGUUUCAUCUACUUCCUCAUCUACUGCUAGUACAACAACCGUAUCAACUACACAGACGGCAGCUACAACAACAAUACCUACUACUGUGACAACCACAGCUGCUCCCAAAACAGCAGAGUGCAAUGCAAAUACACCAUUGGGAAGAUUUUCACUAAAUUCAAAAGAUUGUUUAUCAUACUAUACAUGUGCUUAUUUCAACGGAAAUUACCUAUUGAACAUUUACAAAUGUCCUACCGGACGUCCCUUUAAUAGUGCUACCCAAAUUUGUGAUGCAACCUUAACUUGUGCCUAA